This is a messenger RNA of Mercenaria mercenaria, 1059 nucleotides long. RefSeq lists its product as uncharacterized. The record is from RefSeq and is a predicted model, not a curated record. The coding region runs from base 1 to 1059 and encodes 352 amino acids. NCBI's taxonomy places the organism in Eukaryota, Metazoa, Mollusca, Bivalvia, Venerida, Veneridae. The transcript has a single exon.
AUGGAUGCUAUUUGUUGUACCAUGGGGUCGAAGAAAAACCUGUGUAACAACGCUAUAUCAUUGUAUAUUGUUUAUAUAAUAUGUAUACCAUUCUUGGUUACUUCCUUCCUGUGGGACCAAACACAGAAAAGUGAUAUUUCAACGGAAACGCAUAACAUGUAUGAAAACUAUGAAAACAUAACUUAUGAUGUUGUAACGACUAAAUCUAACGAACUUAUAGAACUACAAUCAGGGAAGCUACCAGAGUGGCAAAAUAGAAGUCGCUUGAACUUUUCAGAGAUGUCGGACUCGAAAUUCACGCCAUUCCGCCAGGUCAUGACGCAGCUGGAAUAUGAAAUUUUGAUGGGUUUAUUGAGAAAAUUAAAGCAACUCUGUGAUGAAAAUGGUUUAACAUAUAUGUUAUGUGGCGGAUCAGUGCUUGGAACCUACCGACACGCCGGCUUUGUCCCCUGGGAUGAUGACGUCGAUGUUUGGUUGGACUUGAGGCAGAUGGAAAAGGCAAGAACUAUUCUAAACAACACUGCUGGCAUAAUGUUGCACCAGUCGGCGUACACGAAAAAUUUAUGGAAAAUGUCAAACGGGUCGAAGAAACUAAAUAAAACACGGGAAAACCAAGAUCCAAGAUUUCCUUACAUAGAUGUAUAUUUUUUUACUGGCAAUGCAACACAUAUAUAUGAUUCGGAAGACAGUCUAAAAGAAAAAACUACUCUUUUAAUUGAUGAUGUUUUCCCAGUAAGAAAAGUAUUAUACGAGGACGAAGAGUUUUGUGUACCUAACAAAAUGUUGAAAAUGAUAGAAAGGAUGUACGGCAGGUCUGAUAUAUGUACCUCACAGGAUUUUACACAUUUAUUUUAUAUAGAAAUUAAAAAUGUAGUAUCCGUCCCAUGUGAACAUCUAUAUUAUUAUUACCCGUUUGUCACAAGAUCUUACUACAACAGUACGCUAAUAGAAACAUUGGGUUUCUUAAAUAAAACAAUUAGGAAAACGAUUUCAAAUGUUAUAACUGAAAAUGAGCAAACAAACAAAUCUAUGUUACCAUAUAGAAGCUUAGAUACAUGA